UUUAUUAUUAUACAUUUUUCACACAUACUUUUCUCAUUCGCUCUCUUCACAUGUAAAAUAACAUUCUGAGAGUUUAAAGAAAUGUCAAUGAAAAUUAAGGGUUCCAUUUUUUUGGGACACCUAAUUUGCAUUAAAAUACCUUCAAAGUUUCAAAAUGUUGUUUUUUCUCAUAAGCACCACUAAUGUGAAGAGAGCGAAUGAGAAAAGUAUGUGUGAAAAAUGUAUGGUAUCUACGUUCUUGUUGCUUUAUUCAAACCUAAAAAGCAAUGAACGGAGAAAUUUUUGACCGUUGUCACCUCUUAUGCGAUAUUGUUUUUAUUUUCUUCUAUUGGUUUCUUCAGAGUCCAAACUUCAGACCAUGAUGAAUUGCCGUAUGGCUUUAUUUUUUAGUUUACUUCCAAAUACAUUUCAAAUGAAUUGUAUCCAUCGUUUUUGUUAUUCUCUUUUCAUUUUAUACACUUUUUAUUUUGUUUAUUGUUGUUUUUAUACUGAAGAACAAAUAAAAAAAAUAUUCAAUGGAAAAAAGACAUCGACUACCUGCUAUUUCACAAGCCGCCUAAUUUAAACGUAUUGACAUACUUUUUUUGUGUACCUGUGCCUUUUUUAAGAGUUGCAGGAACAUCGUUUAGUUUAGUUGUGAUGGUCUGCCCGAGAACAUUUAUUUUGGAAUAUUAUUUUUAUCAAACAGUGAUUGCAGCGAUUUUCUUAACAAACAUGGUCAACAAGUAAAAAUUCAUUUUCUUUUAUGAAAGCAGUUGCUUAAAACAAUUUUAUUCCUAAGCAAUUAUAUUGAAUAAACGGAAUGUUUUUGAUUUGUCAGUGAAUAGAUAAAAGUUUUUCAUGCAUUAUUCAGUAAUUUCAUCAAAUGGUUUUGAAUCAGAAAUCCCUCUGCUCAGCUAUAUUUUAAAUUAUUUAAAUACAUUUCUUGUAAUUAUUACUAUAUAUUUUCAUUUUAAUCAUUAUAAUUUCAGACAACUUUUGCUGUUGACAUCAUUUUUCUGUGUGAUUUCAUCAAUACCACCACAUAUGAUCGACAUUCCUAAUCAUGAUUAUCAAAUUUUGUCAGCAAUCGACAAAAUAAAUAGUAGGUGUAAAUGCAAACACUUGGAAGAACUCAAUUUUUCAAAUAAUACACUGUUCGCGUUACCAGGUCGUUUCUUUUCCAAUUGCUCACAAUUAAAUUCCCUAAUCCUAUCAAAUAAUAAAAUCAUGGAAAUGGCAAAUGACACGUUUGAUAAUCUUUUCGAAUUGAGGCAUUUAGAUUUGUCAUUUAAUCGUAUCUCCGCGUUUCCUAAAGAUAUUUUUAAAUCAUUAAUUAACAUAUGCAUUUUGCUAUUAAAUGGUAAUCGUAUUCAAGCAAUUGAAUCGGAUCUAUUUUAUUAUAAUCAAAAUAUGUGGCGAUUAGACUUAAGUUUUAAUAACUUGCGAAUCAUUCAAUCGGAAACAUUUUGCACUCUGAAAAAUCUUUACUUUCUGGAUGUGUAUAGCAAUAAAAACCUAAAUAGCAUUAAUUUAACUUGUGCGUACGUAAAAUCAUUGGAUGUGUCAGAUUGUGGCCUAACUCAACUUUUUGUUCCACCGAAUAUGCACAAAAUAAGUGCAGACAACAAUCAAAUUGAUUUCGUCGAUGCCCAACCAAAUAGUAAUUUAAAACAUUUAUCAAUGAGUUACAAUAAACUGACUAACCUAUCAAUGUUAUCGCCAUUGGUCAAUCUCGUCUUUUUAGAUAUUGAACACAAUUUAAUUAAUUAUAUCGAUUUUACUGAUCUUUCCAAUCUAAAAGAUUUAAAGUUUUUAUAUUUUGAAUUAAAUCCAAAUCAAAAAAUUAGCAUUGCGGAUAUCAAGCAAAUUCUUCCAUUGAUUCGACAAUUGCACAUAAUCUCUCCUAAUUUGAGCACUGAAAGAAAAAAUCAAAUUUUAUAUGACUGUAAGCAAUUCAAACUUGAUAUUAAUAUUAAUGGUGAGGUAUAUUCACCUUUCCUCGAAUUGCUGGCAUCCCUUGAAAAGAAGAAAGCUACGGUAGCAUGUUAAAAAAUCAUAAAGGCCUCAUAUCGAAAAGAAUAUAGUAAUAGGGGGGUACCAUUUUACAUUUUGAUCUUGACAUAUUUAUUAAGAUUUUUUUAGUUAGCAUAUAUAAUUAGCUCAAUUUAGCUCGAAUAAAUAAAUUAAGUAAGAGAAAUGAAAACAACAUAAUGAAUUACAUAAAUGGUUUGUUGAUUUUCACGCCAAUUUAACAGAAUAAUGCACGCCAGAAAGUGUAUGUUAAGUUUCUUGUGAUACAGUGUAAACAAAUAAGUACGUGUUUUUUUGAAAGUCCCGUCAAAAUAUGCUGAUUCAGAAGUGGAACACAAAAACGUCUUUUACCUUGAAAGAGAAAAUGAGAAAUGUGUCAUGUCUUUGUAAGCAACUUUGAAGCUUAGUUUUUGGUAAUUAAAAUUGAACAUUUUAAUCAGUCAUAUUUGAGGUGUAGCCGUCAUUAGCAGAAGAGAAUCAUGAACAGAAUAAAAAUAGUGAUCAUGUUGCUGUGCAUGAGCUUACAGGGAACAGUAAGUUGGGAAGAACAGUUGAUGCAGCCCAUACCAGAAUUGUGGCAGCAAAUCCAAGGAAACAAAUUUUCUGAUUCUGUAGCAGUUGACAAAUUAUUUGAAGAAUUGGCAACAUGCAACGCACAUUAUGUUCCUGUUAUAAAAACCAAAGAAACGAAUGAACGAGUUCCCAUUAUGAUUGAUAGUUGUUAUAUCUAUUUUAAAAAAUUCGCUGGAAUCUAUGAUAAAAUACAACGCCUCAAAAAUUGCAAAGCAGCGAGGAACGCACUACUUCAUCGCUACUCCUUAUUGUUGGAAGUUUAUGCAAACUCCAAUUGAUUGUAGGCUUUAUGAUAUAUCAAAAAAUGGUGAUUUUGCACUCAAAAGAUGUGUUCAAUACUACGUAACACAACAGGAUCGCCCAGAGCAGAGAAUAAUUGACGCACCUUUGCUUUUCGGAGAGGAUCUUCUCGAACCAUUCGAGUUGUUUGCUCAUUAAAAGAAUAAUAUAUAUUUUUUGAACUUUGACUUCUGCGCCAACGCUCUUGAAUUCCCAUUCAGAUAAAAUCUUCUUCUAUUAAAUUUAUAAUAUAAAGUUCGAUGAAUGCGUUUUGAUUACAAUAAUAGAAUUUUUGUUUUUCUCUAAAUAUAUGUGUGAGAAUAAUCGUAAAAACC
This is a messenger RNA of Contarinia nasturtii (swede midge), 3200 nucleotides long. RefSeq names its product leucine-rich repeat transmembrane neuronal protein 4-like. The record is from RefSeq and is a predicted model, not a curated record. Gene Ontology annotation, molecular function: protein binding. NCBI's taxonomy places the organism in Eukaryota, Metazoa, Arthropoda, Insecta, Diptera, Cecidomyiidae. The transcript is spliced from 2 exons. Bases 841 to 2031 code for a protein of 396 amino acids. Gene Ontology annotation, cellular component: extracellular matrix.